This is a messenger RNA of Salvelinus namaycush (lake trout), 490 nucleotides long. Its product is annotated as translation machinery-associated protein 7-like. Bases 99 to 293 code for a protein of 64 amino acids. The record is from RefSeq and is a predicted model, not a curated record. NCBI's taxonomy places the organism in Eukaryota, Metazoa, Chordata, Actinopteri, Salmoniformes, Salmonidae. The transcript has 4 exons.
UUAGAGCGGAAGUAAGGUCCUAACAGCGCGGAUUAGUAAGCAACUGCUAACACGCUAGCUCAGUUGUUUUAUUUAGAUUUUAUUGAAAAGUCUCAAAUAUGUCCGGAAGAGAAGGUGGUAAGAAGAAGCCUCUAAAAUCUGCCAAGAAAGCGACUAAGGAGAUGGACGAUGAGGAAAUGGCCUUCAAACAGAAGCAGAAAGAAGACCAGAAAGCCUUGGAUGCAUUGAAGACAAAAGCAGCAGGAAAAGGACCUUUGACUGGUGGAGGAAUCAAGAAGUCUGGAAAGAAGUGAUUUGGCAUUAGAAGAUCAUGCACUCAUUUGCUGAAUCGCAGCCCCAUGGCAAAUCCAACCCCCAUAUUUUUUUUCUUGUUUGGGUCCAUUGUAGAAUGAGAAAAAUACAUGAAAUGACCCUUUUAAAAAAUAAUUUCCAAUGUGUUCUUGUAAAGGAAAAAGCUCUGAACUAAUAAAGUCUUGUAACUACUGUUGUA